CAGCGAGAUAAACAUUUAAGACCAGACAAGCUGCGUCAUGCCCUAUUUCUAUAUACAUGCUAUGUAGUUGCAUUUCACUACGACACAUUACAGUGUGACACCGUUUUAACACGUGACCUUCUUUCUCCUACCAUUUGACAACCACGAACGCCGCGACAAGCAGAAAAAACUUUGGGACAUUUUCGGUCACAAUAUGCAGAUGGUACUUUGUUGCAACAUUUUCAUGACGGUGGACAACGGAGAGAAGCGAGUUGACGAUCAUUUUUGUUCCGUAUAAAUUUAAGUCAUAGUGACAGACUUGUGGUACUUUGGAAACAGCUGCAGUUUAAUAUAUUUUAUCGCGAUGUUACGGCUCUUCACUAACCAGGGUUUUUAUGAACUCUAUAAAUGCAGUCAUUUUGUGGCAUCCUGUGUUACCAGGAGGCAAGUCAUCAAGUCAUGUCAAGUCAGUGUUCUCCCAGUCAGCGCCGGGCAUCACGUCCCUGCUCGCCUCUUCAAUACUGGGAUCCCAGUGUGGAACGACGCCCUCCAGCCAAAAAGAGAUUCAUCUGAGGAAAUGCAUACACUAGAUCUGGACAAAUGGAAAUAUGUAAUGAGAGCCCAAGCAGCCUCAGAAGAGAAACAACAAGUCAACGAUAUAGAGGAAGCAAGUGAUGAAGAUGAAAACCUCAAAGAUCCAGGCGGUGAUGUAAAGGACAGUUCUUCACUGGAGGCCACUCGGGAUCUGGUUGCAAUGUGGCGGCAAGCUGGGAAGCUCGUACCUCAAGAGAUGACUGAAGAAGAGGUUCAGACGCUGGCAGGGCUCACCACCAAGUCCUCCAGGAAGAAGUAUCUGAAGUACCUGGCCAUCAAGGAGGGCCACAAAAGGGCCCGUAAGGAGAAGCAGCAGCAGAAGAAGACAGAGAGGGAAGCCUCAAUGGAGGCGAGAAGAGGACGAGACAGUGAUGCAGAGCAAGAGAGAGGACCUGAACUUAAAAACACAUUGUUCCUCCAGUUCUGGGGCCGCACUCUGGACAAGCUCCUGGCCUGGAGGAGCGCCCAGGCCAUGCUGUUCGAUCAGCCUCUGGUGUUCGACAUGAGCUAUGAGUCCAACAUGGCCAGGCGGGAGCUGGAGAACACGGUGUCCCAGCUGAUGGAGGUUGAAGGGUGGAAUCGGCGUGCCGCUGAGCCCUACCACCUCCACUUUUGCAACCUGCAGCGAGAUGGGGCCUACCAGAACGAGCUGCUCAAACGAUAUGGUGCAGAAGCCUGGGACCGCCUGCUCAUCUCCUGCUCUGACCAACAGCAUGUGGAUUUGUUCCCCCGUGAACAGCUCGUAUACCUCACUGCGGAUUCCCCCAAUGUCCUCCGCAAAUAUGACCACUCCAAGGUCUACAUCAUUGGAGCUUUAGUGGAUAGGUCCAUCCAGUCAGGCUUGUCAAUGGCCAAUGCCAAGCGUCUGAAUCUGGCCACAGCCCGUUUGCCUCUGGAUGAGUUCCUUCACUGGGAGAUUGGAGCCAAAAAUCUGACUCUCGACCAGAUGAUCCGCAUCAUGCUCACUUUCAAGGAGACGGGGAAAUGGGAGGAGGCGUUUAAGUUUGUGCCCAAGAGGAAGUAUGAUGGCUUCCACCACCAACACACACAGAAAGAGAUUACCAAAAAAGUCAGGGGAGUCACAAAUCCCGGACCAAGCCAGGAUGGUGAAAGGUCAUUAAGAUCUGGAGAAAGAAAUAGUGAGAGGACAUUUAAAAAUCAGGGCCAAAGUCUUUACAGGUCCCAUAAAGAGUCCGGGUUCAGUAGUAGAGACAGAAUGGCUGCACUGCCCAGUGACCGAGAAAACAAACCAGCGGCAACCAGAGUACGGACAUCAUUUAAGAGCAACAUGGAGGGAAGAAAAGGUCCAGGCAAAGGCAAGAUGUGGUGGGGUGAUGAUUGAAGUCAACAUUUUGGGACUUGGGAUAAAAAA
This is a messenger RNA of Etheostoma spectabile (orangethroat darter), 1945 nucleotides long. RefSeq names its product tRNA methyltransferase 10C, mitochondrial RNase P subunit (gene trmt10c). NCBI's taxonomy places the organism in Eukaryota, Metazoa, Chordata, Actinopteri, Perciformes, Percidae. Gene Ontology annotation, cellular component: nucleus; nucleoplasm; mitochondrion. The record is from RefSeq and is a predicted model, not a curated record. The coding region runs from base 344 to 1915 and encodes 523 amino acids. The transcript has a single exon. Gene Ontology annotation, molecular function: tRNA binding. Gene Ontology annotation, biological process: positive regulation of mitochondrial translation; mitochondrial tRNA 5'-end processing.